Naegleria gruberi is the source of this 1200-nucleotide messenger RNA. RefSeq lists its product as uncharacterized. The record is from RefSeq and is a predicted model, not a curated record. Bases 1 to 1200 code for a protein of 399 amino acids. The transcript has a single exon. NCBI's taxonomy places the organism in Eukaryota, Heterolobosea, Eutetramitea, Acrasida, Naegleriidae.
AUGACCGCCAACAAACACUACACUCUCGGAAAGUUUAACUAUUUAUUUGAGAUGAGUUUUUCAAUGCGAUAUCAACCAAUUCCUAUAGAAUUUGCAUUGGAUAGAGAAGUGGUGUGCACUUAUUUACAUUUAAAUUUAUUUGGAUUUUUGCAACAGAGAACAAAGGUUAGAGAAUGGAAUGCCAAGUCAAUCAUGUUGGAAUUGGUCAAGUUUCAUGGAUUGCAAUUGAUGAAUGUUGGAAUGGAAUUGAGAGAUGAUAGGGAUAUUGUGAUGGAGGCUGUCAAGAAUUGUCCAUUUGCUAUAAAACAUGCUUCGGAAAGGUUGCAGAAUGAUAGAGAAAUUGUUUGCAUUGCCAUGAAACAAGAUCCACUUAUUUAUGAAUAUAUUGGACAUGACGCAAAGCACGAUCCACAGUUUAUAGAGAUGGUACUGAGUAAGGAUGGAUUGUCAUUGAAUUUGGUACCUGGAAGUUUGAGUGUUAAUGAUCCAAAUUUUGUGAAUUAUGUGAAAAUUGCUAUUCGACAGAAUCCAUGUGCUAUAUUGCUUGCCCCAGACCAUAUUCAACAAGAUGGAGAAAUAUUUAUGGAUUGUUUGAGAAGAAAUCCCUUAUUGGUUGUUUUGAUUUCAGAUUCGAAUAUGAGCAUCGACAAGAAAACUGCCAUUUAUUUAGUGAGUCAAGAUGAGAGAACUUAUCAAUUCCUGCCCGAGACAUUGAAACAAGAUCAAGAUGUAGUUAUAGCCAUGUUAAAAAAGAAUAUCAAUGCAGUAGAUCUGCUCGGACAAGACAACAUGUCCAAUGAGGAACUAAUGAUUCCAGUUUUGAAAAUAUUUCCACAAUGUUUCAAUCUUCUGCCAUUCAACUUGAAAGUAAGAGAUACAAUCAUUGAAGCAACACAUAGUGGAGAUGAUAGUGAAUUUUCAGAAUAUGACAUUGAACACGAAGAAUUUGCUGCACUAUAUUUGGAAAAGAGCAAAGUUAAAUCAUGGCUCUCCACUAGAAAAAAUGUAGCCACAUCAACUCAAGUUAAUACCACAGAAAUCUCCAUAACAACGCCUUAUAAGGAAAAUGCAAGACUUAUCAUGCAUUUUGGAAAUUCCUAUUUUCGAAAUAGAGUAGUAAACCUCAAUAAUACUAAGUAUACAUCAAAUCCAGAAUCAAAAUUUGGAAGAUUUCCCAUUAAAGUUGAUACCAUUGAAUAA